This is a messenger RNA of Syngnathus acus (greater pipefish), 1566 nucleotides long. RefSeq names its product hippocalcin-like 1 (gene hpcal1). Gene Ontology annotation, molecular function: calcium ion binding. The coding region runs from base 300 to 881 and encodes 193 amino acids. NCBI's taxonomy places the organism in Eukaryota, Metazoa, Chordata, Actinopteri, Syngnathiformes, Syngnathidae. The transcript is spliced from 5 exons. The record is from RefSeq and is a predicted model, not a curated record.
CAUUGUUGGUUUUGGUCGAGUCGGAUGAAAAUCGAGCUUAUGCCACAUCUUCCAGCAGACGUUAAAGCUUAUAAGCAUCGCAGGCAGCCUGUGGCAAAACAAAUAAAUUCAUCAGAAGACGUUGGAGUUGACGGUGAAUUCUGUCCGCUGAAGCGGAGAACAAGCGGACUUUUCUACCGCAACACUCACAAAUCCUCCUUUCGAAGGUGAGAGAAGCCAGUCGCUGUCCAAAACCAAAGCAGCGAGAGUGUAGCCAGUGUAGAAGGACCAGCCCAGCCGGCUCCCGGGAGCACUGCAACAUGGGAAAACAGAACAGUAAACUCCGGCCGGAGGUCCUGAACGAUUUGCGAGAGAACACGGAGUUCACGGACCACGAGCUGCAGGAGUGGUACCGCGGCUUCCUCAAGGAUUGCCCCACCGGCCACCUGACUGUGGAGGAGUUCAAGAAGAUCUACGCUAACUUCUUCCCCUACGGAGACGCCUCCAAGUUUGCCGAGCACGUCUUCCGCACGUUCGACACCAACGGCGACUCCACCAUCGACUUCAGGGAGUUCAUCAUCGCCCUGAGCGUGACGUCGCGUGGCGGGCUGGAGCAGAAGCUGCGCUGGGCCUUCAGCAUGUACGACCUGGACGGGAACGGUUACAUCAGCCGCGCGGAGAUGCUGGAGAUAGUCCAGGCCAUUUACAAGAUGGUGUCUUCGGUGAUGAAGAUGCCCGAGGAUGAAUCCACGCCGGAGAAGCGCACGGAUAAGAUCUUCAGACAGAUGGACAUUGACAAUGACGGUCGUUUGUCCUUGGAGGAGUUCAUCAAAGGUGCCAAGAGCGACCCGUCCAUCGUGCGACUCCUGCAGUCCGACCAGUCAACCUCUCGUCAGUUCUGAAGGGAAAAGCUCGCAAGCCCGCCGCGGCACUCCAUGACGUCCUAAUGUUUACAUCAGGGUUUCCAAAACAUCCGGUGUUACAAAUUUGGUUCCUCCGCUAAUAAAAUAAACCCAUUUUAAUGUGACCAUUAGCAAAGUCACAAAAUGUACCUUUAUUUUGGAAACCCUGUUUAUUAUAAUUCUAUUUUUGUGGCUUUUUUUUUUUCUGUGGAUUGUUGCGCUUGUCUUCAAAAUCUUUUGAUCUUGAAAUAGAUUUUACUCCCAAAGUCAAGUGCCAUAUCGUGUACGUAUUUAUAUUGACUGGAUUCCUUGCAUGGCAAGUAUUACGACUCAAAGCUAUGUUACAUUAAGAGGGAACUCAUGACAUCACUACGUUCUAAUUUCAUUCACUUUGACCGUGUUUGCUCAGGAAUGCUCGACGGCUGUUGGACACAAAAGAUGUAUAUGCCUUUUAGUAUUGCAUGCACUUUGUGAUAUAAUCAAGUAGUGACUUUAAAAUAGAGACCGUGGCUGUUUUUAUUGUUUUAUUAUUGUAACAAAUGUUUUCACACAAUUGAAAUAAAGUUUGUGUAAGAAAAAUCUACACAAGAUGCCCCCCCCACCUUAUAUCUUGAUACCACUGGAUUGAAAACCAGGAAACAAAAAUGUCGCAUGAGGGGCUUGACAAAGUUAUUUCAGUCCACAC